Messenger RNA from Aspergillus piperis CBS 112811, 1797 nucleotides. Its product is annotated as L-rhamnonate dehydratase. Gene Ontology annotation, biological process: carbohydrate catabolic process. The record is from RefSeq and is a predicted model, not a curated record. NCBI's taxonomy places the organism in Eukaryota, Fungi, Ascomycota, Eurotiomycetes, Eurotiales, Aspergillaceae. Bases 356 to 1633 code for a protein of 425 amino acids. The transcript is spliced from 3 exons. Gene Ontology annotation, molecular function: L-rhamnonate dehydratase activity; magnesium ion binding.
CUCUCUGGUCUGGGGAAACACUUUGCCCUAGGAAUGACCUGAAAUGUGGCGCCCCUUAGGGUCCGUUCACCCGCCCAUUGUUUUCCGACCAAGACUUUUCCCUUUCAUCCUUGUGAUUUUUUUUGGCGGCGCAGGUUGGAGAGCUUCUCGGGGUAGCAUUGCCCCGAGGCAUCACCAGCCGAGGGGAAAGUGUGCCGGAUACCCCUCGACGCGGAGUUGCUCGUAUGCUUUCAAAUAUGCUCCAAUUUCCCUGACAAAAAAGUUUAUCGCUUUCUCUUUUCUUCUUCUUCUUUUGCUUCUCAUCCUCUAAACUUUGUGAUAUUCUUCAUACCCUUUCCGCUAAAGUACUGCCAAUAUGGGCUCUACCGGCCAAUUUCCCCGCAUCAAAGAGAUCCGCACCUUCAUCAUUGAUGGUGUGGGAUCCGGAGGUGAUUACCAUAAUGUUAAAGGAGGUCACUGGUUGAUUGACAGCAACAUCUCCACCCCUAUGACUCGCUGGGCACAAUACCGCGGCUCUCGCACAUCAUGGGGUAUCAACGUCCUAGGCUCUUUCUGCGUCGAGAUCGAAGCUACCGAUGGGACCAAGGGAUUUGCCACGGGAUUCGGUGGACCUCCGGCUUGCUGGCUUGUUCACCAACAUUUUGAGCGCUUUUUGCUCGGUGCAGACCCCAGAGAUACCAAUGACCUGUUCGAGAAGAUGUACCGGGGAUCGAUGUUCUAUGGCAGAAAAGGUCUCCCUGUUGCCGUCAUCUCGGUGAUUGACUUGGCUAUCUGGGAUCUUCUGGGUAAGAUUCGCAACGAACCCGUCUACAAGCUCAUUGGCGGCGCUACUCGUUCGCGUCUGGACUUCUACUGCACUGGACCACAGCCCGCUUCGGCCAAGGCCAUGGGUUUCUCCGGAGCCAAGGUCGCUCUUCCCCAUGGCCCUGACGAGGGUACAGAAGGACUGUUGAAGAACGUCGAGUACCUCCGUAAGCAGCGGGAAUCAGUCGGUCCCAACUUCCCUCUGCGUGUCGACUGCUACAUGUCCCUGAACGUUCCCUACACAAUUGAGCUUGUCAAGCGUUGCGAGGCGGAAGGAAUCAACAUUGACUGGUGGGAGGAAUGCUUGACUCCGGAUGACUUUGACGGUCAUGCACUUCUGAAGAGAGCCCACCCCACUGUCAAAUUCACCACCGGUGAGCACGAGUACUCCCGGUACGGUUUCCGGAAACUCGUUGAGGGCCGCAACUUGGACAUUCUGCAGCCCGACGUCAUGUGGGUUGGUGGUAUGACGGAGUUGCUCAAGGUCUCCGCCCUUGCCAGUGCCUACGACCUCCCAGUCGUUCCUCACGCAUCUGGACCUUACUCCUACCACUUUGUGGUUUCGCAACCCAACACGCCCUUCCAGGAAUACCUCGCCAACUCUGCAGAUGGACACACUGUUGAGCCCGUCUUCGGAAACCUCUUCCUCAACGAGCCCAUCCCUACCAAGGGAUACCUGGACGUUUCGAUCCUGGACAAGCCGGGCUUCGGCCUGGAGCUGAACCCUGCUGCGCCUCUUAUCCCAGCAGCCUCCAUUCUCACUCCUGCGCCUCAGAAGGCUCUUGCUGCCCCAGCUGAGAGCCAGCAGGAAUCUAACGGCACUGCUUAAGCAGGGUUUUUACGACAUCUCUAGAUUACGGCUUCUACAAGAUGCUUGAUGGCAUAUUUUUAACCUGUGACGAGAUUAGCAUUUCCUAUACAUGUAUACAUGAUUUACCUUUGUUUCAAAUUUUUUACAGAACAAUAGAUAGGGGCAAUGGAACAAUCCUCAAC